Messenger RNA from Entamoeba invadens IP1, 888 nucleotides. RefSeq lists its product as hypothetical. The transcript has a single exon. Gene Ontology annotation, molecular function: RNA binding; zinc ion binding. NCBI's taxonomy places the organism in Eukaryota, Evosea, Mastigamoebida, Endamoebidae. The record is from RefSeq and is a predicted model, not a curated record. The coding region runs from base 1 to 888 and encodes 295 amino acids.
AUGGGAGGAAAGAAGCAAGGAGAACGCAAGCAACCACGAAGAAUAAAAAAGCGUGUUCAAAACGACAAAUCAAUCAUUGCAAAGGUGAUGGAUUUACCAAAAAGCACGUCAGACGAGGAGAUUCACGAAUUGUUUGAUAAAUACAAACCAUUAUCAAUUGAUGUUCCUCGAUUUAAAGAAGACACUCCACUUGGUUUAGUUUUUUUAAAAACUGAUAGUGAAAAACAUGCCGAACAUCUCAUCAAAAAAUUUAACCACAAAAAGUUUGACGGUGUUGAAAUUAAAGUAAAUUACGACCUAACGGACGAAUCUAAAAAAACACUGAAAGUGACGAAGUUUGACAAAAAUAAGACUGACGACGAACUCAAGGAAUUUUUACAUUCCCGACACAUCGAAAGUUUCCAGAGAGCAAUUGGGAAGAAAGGCGACAUAGACGGGACGACUGUAGUAAUCACACUAGAAAGCAUCGAGUCGGCGACGGAAUUGUGCAACGAUUUUGAUCAAAAUAAAAUCGGUGGAAAUGACGUGCGAGUGCUUUGUAACCGAGUACGGAACAAAUGUUAUAUAUGUGGGGAGUAUGGGCAUCUCAAAACGCAGUGCCCGAUGAGAGUUCGAACAAAGAGAGAAAAAAGAAUGGAAGAACAAGAAAAACAAGACAAAGAAAAAGAAGAAGAAAAGGAAGAAAAAGAACCCGUGGGAUGGUCCUCAAUACAAAUCGAAAAACUCGGGAAAAUGGCGAAAUUGGAGAACGAAAAAAUCAAAGAAGAAAACGAAAAGGAAGACCUAACCGAUGACAGUUAUUACGAAGAUGAUGACUUAGAUGAAGAAGAGGAAAGAAAAAAAAUUCGAGACGCUAUUUUCCAUAGAAAUGAAAAAGAGAAAAAAUAA